This is a messenger RNA of Nematostella vectensis (starlet sea anemone), 986 nucleotides long. Its product is annotated as structure-specific endonuclease subunit SLX1 homolog. The record is from RefSeq and is a predicted model, not a curated record. The transcript is spliced from 3 exons. The coding region runs from base 95 to 907 and encodes 270 amino acids. NCBI's taxonomy places the organism in Eukaryota, Metazoa, Cnidaria, Anthozoa, Actiniaria, Edwardsiidae. Gene Ontology annotation, cellular component: Slx1-Slx4 complex. Gene Ontology annotation, molecular function: 5'-flap endonuclease activity; crossover junction DNA endonuclease activity. Gene Ontology annotation, biological process: double-strand break repair via homologous recombination.
GUUCUGGUGUAGAUUUGAAUCAAAACAUGGCGGCAAGGCGGCAACAUAAUUUUACAGACGCUACAGAACGUUUGAUCAUACCUGGCCAGCAGUUAUGGACGAUAACAUUGCAGGAAGUGGAUUCCAUGGAGUAUACUUAUUAUAUUGUGUGAACCCAAAGUUCAAAGGACAUACGUAUAUAGGCUACACGGUGAAUCCAAAUCGAAGAAUUAAACAACACAAUGGAGGGGUAGACAAGGGAGGAGCCUACAAAACCAGCAGAAAGAAGCCUUGGAAUAUGAUUCUGAUUGUACAUGGCUUUCCUAACGACAUUAUAGCAUUACAAUUUGAAUGGGCAUGGCAAAAACCCACAGUAUCACGACGUUUGAAAUCGGCAGCAACCAAGAAAAAGCCUAGAGAAAGACCUGUGCAAUAUUGCUUUAGGAUCCUAUCAGAACUACUUAGAGUAGGGCCAUGGAACAGACUCCCACUGCGCAUAAGAUGGUUGAUGCGAGAGUAUGAGAUGGAGUUUGACCCCCGGUGCCUGCCACCUUUCCACAUGACGGUUGUGUACGGUCCACUUGUGAGCAGAAAAGCUAAACAAAAAGCUGUUUCAAGUGAAGACCAAAAGCCAGACCAUAAAGAGAAAUGCAUCAAAUGCCUUGAUGUGAUCAAGAUUGAUGAAAAGCUUAUUCGAUGUCCUAAAAGUGGAUGCACUAUGACUGCACACAUGUUCUGCUUGGCUAGAGACUUUCUUCACUGUGGAAAUGAAGGGGGCCUAUUUUGUCUCCCUGUGGAUGGAAAUUGCCCACAGUGCAAGGGAUCUUUGCUCUGGGGGGACCUAGUAAAACCAGCAGAAUCCAUCCCUUCCACUGAAGGUGUGGAUGAGGACACUGAUGAUCACUGGACACAAGGACUAAGAUUAUGACAUAAAAAAAUAAAGUGAAUAGUGAUGUAUAUUGAAUAUUACACAUUUAUUUAUUAAACAAUAAAUAAAUGGAAUCCUG